CACGGUGAACUUAUAUCAACGAUCAAAGAUGAUGAAACAAAUCAUUUGUGUAUUGGCGCUUGUCGUCUGCAUUUCUGCACAAGACGAAUGCAGAGCCAACCUGACUUUACUAUGGAAUGACAUGAGUGAAAAUGGAACAAUAACAUGGGAGGACGUUCGGGAAGAUUUCCUCGACUUGGCAACACUGGUUUCACCAAAUGGAGAUUCUAUUCCACUUGCCGAUGGAGUCUGCACCACCGGAUUGGACGUUGCAACAUGCCUAACCGAAAGAGAUACCCAAGCUCUCUGCCAGUUGACCGCAAGCGCCGAUCCCGACUCAGAUUCGACUGUCAUCACAAUAAGUGAUAUAAGAGUCCUCUUCAAUAGAGCUGACACUACUGGUAAUGGUAUUGUCUACGAGGAAGGGUUCAGACAGGCAACGAAUGCAGUGUGCGUUCAACUGCCCGACCGAGGCCAGGAUGAUACCGACUGCUUAGAUACACCUUAAGUGUUUGCGAAUGAUGAUGCCUACGUUCACCAAAGUUCAACUUAAAAGGAUGUUUGUUAUUUAUCAAUUAAAGUACUGCCAAGUUUACAAUAAAAAACAAGAGUCUUUCUAAAA
This is a messenger RNA of Owenia fusiformis, 601 nucleotides long. The record is from the annotation of a GenBank genome assembly. NCBI's taxonomy places the organism in Eukaryota, Metazoa, Annelida, Polychaeta, Sabellida, Oweniidae.